Myxocyprinus asiaticus (Chinese sucker) is the source of this 5655-nucleotide messenger RNA. RefSeq names its product protein cordon-bleu-like. The transcript is spliced from 16 exons. NCBI's taxonomy places the organism in Eukaryota, Metazoa, Chordata, Actinopteri, Cypriniformes, Catostomidae. Gene Ontology annotation, molecular function: actin monomer binding. The record is from RefSeq and is a predicted model, not a curated record. Gene Ontology annotation, biological process: actin filament network formation; actin filament polymerization. The coding region runs from base 177 to 4430 and encodes 1417 amino acids. Gene Ontology annotation, cellular component: neuronal cell body; plasma membrane; axonal growth cone.
CGAGCAUUCGCGGGAACGACGCUGGACGGAUUAGAACAGAGAAUUCACAUGCACAACUCUUCUGCCGCAGCUGAAUCCACGUGACAUACACAUGAAUGGUUUAGAAUUAUAUCCCAAUAUCCCCGCCUGGACUGGAGAGUGAAGCGUUGGAAUAAAGAGGAUUCAGUUUGUGAUAAAUGAAUUUGGGAGACGCUGCUGUCAGACCUCCUGUAGGGAAGCGAAUGAAGGCCAGGGCCCCCCCUCCACCUCGGCCUCCUCAACCUGCCCCACGCAGGAUCUUCCGUAAUGUGCCUGAUGGGGGAGGGUCUUCAGGGGGAGACAGCAAGGAAAACAUACUUCGACCCUGUGUGGAUAUCCACAUCACUUUGCCUACAGGCUACAAGACCACCGUCAAUGUGGAUGGCAGAAAAGCUCUGAUGGAUCUGUUGGUGGACCUAUGCAGCCAGUACCAUCUGAAUCCAGCAUAUCACACCCUGGAGCUGCUGUCACCUGAUGCUCAGCAUGUUAGCUUCAAGCCCAAUGCCCUGCUGGGUGCCCUGGACAUCUCCUGCGCCCUGAUCAAAGAACGAGUGUUGGAGGACAAGGUGGUCCAGAAGCCUCCACCUAAAGUGCCAGAGAAAACUGUGCGUUUGGUGGUGAACUAUCAUCGCUGUCAGAAGGCUGUGGUUCGAGUAAAUCCAUUGGCCCCCCUGAGUACCCUUGUGCCUGUGAUCUGUCAGAAGUGCGAGUUUGACCCGGCCCAUGUUCUGCUGUUAAGAGACAAUAUCAGCCACCACAAGCUGGACCUGGAUAAGUCCCUGAGCGAGCUCGGUAUCAGGGAACUCUAUGUCUUGGAUCAGACUUUAGUUCUGCAGCCUAAAAUGGCUUCGACACCUGCUCUAAACUAUUCAGCAGAAUCUCUUCACUCUAACAGUCAGAGCCUGAGUGGAUCAGAGAAGAGGGGUCUGCUGGGGUUCCUCAAGUCUAAUCGCAGGAAAUCAAAGACUGGAGAUCAGUCCUCUGAGGACAUGGAAAGUCUUGAUGAUGAUAGUGUUGUUGACAAUGCAGACACUAACAUUAAUGGUUUGUCGUUGGUGGCAAGUGGCCCAUGUGGUGAGACCCGUCCUAGCACUCUGGGUCAGUCUCAGUCUGUGAUGAACAUCUCCAGGAUGUCCCCGAAAGUGGAGUUAAAGAAACGCAGGGCACCAGCACCCCCACCAGCUCCUACACAGACUAUGCCGCUGGCAUCACAGAUACACCAUGGCUCUCCAUGCUCACACAACCAGCUAACAAAGCGCAAGGCUCCAGCACCUCCGCCCACUCCAUCCCCCAGUACACCCGAGCCAGUUAUUCCCACCCAUGAGCCCACUGCAGCUGUUCGGGGCCCAAGCAUCCCUGUGCCAGUGGAAAGAAUACUGCUGCAAGCUCCUGCCACCAUGUCUCCAGCCGACGACUCAGCAUCUGAUGUGAGCCACAGUAUUGAGGAUUCAGAGCUGUCCGGAUCCAUCUGCAGUAGCUCCAGUGGUGAUAAUGUGGCUGGAGGAUCAUGCAGUAGCAGUCUGGCUGAGGAACCUCUGGCACAUCAGGCUCAUGUGAUUGCUGCUUACACCAUAUCUAAACCAAAAGCUGAACCAGUGCCCAUAGAAGAAAAGGAAGAAGCAGCUCCCCACACCAUGACAAAACAAGAAUUAGGUCUAAGUACACAAAGUCCAACAUCAGAAGACACGGAGGCAGCGCUGGAGAUAAAAAUGGAUGAGAUGGAGAAUAAUCGCAACAGUGGAAUAGCCUGGCAGCAUUCAGCUCACAAGACUGUGUUGGAGAAGAAAGCAGAGCAGGAAGUAGAGACGGUGUCUUUGGCCAGCAAUGAGAGUUUUGCAGACCAGGGCUAUGCAGCAUCAGAGGGCAUGGCUGAAGAGCCGGGUCCAGUGUCUCCAUCUGAAAGGAUUCAAUCUGAUGUGGACAUCAUGUCUCUAAACAGUGGCUCAGCUCUGCGUGUAAAGCAGUCCAAAGACUCUUACAGUGACAGCGAUGAGGGCUGUGCCACCUGGGACUCCAGACACAGUAGUGCGAAUACUCAGCGAGGACAUCAGCCAGUCAAGAGACAGAAUAGCUAUGAAGAUGAUCCAGAGAUCACCGCUCAGAUACACCUGACCCUGGCCGAUUUAGACGCAAAUCUUGCAGACAUCAUUCAGUCAGAUGGAGCAUCUGAUUUUGUAGACGAUGAAAUCCCAGUGUCCAUUGUUGACAUGGACAUUCCAGUUACAACCAUUGACGAAGUUCCUGAUGACGACCGAUACAGCAUGAGUGAGUUUAAGGCGACGCUGCUGUGCAGCACGCAAAACGUCAUCCGCCAAUCAUGUACACCAUGUGAGGCUAUCCAAAACAAAAACAACAAUGCCUGCCUUACAAAUGAGACAAACCUGAAUCCAUCUUCAGCCACUCAGAAGCAGUCCCAAAACAUUAAGCUCACAGGUAUUGAGAAAAACGUGAGUCCAUCUUCAGCUACUCAGAAGUGGUCGAAAGAGACAAAGCUCACGGAUGAUAAGGAACAGAAAGUUGUCUUAAACCCUGACACUAAGAAUAAAGCUGAAACUGAAGACCUAAAGAGCCAGAAAGACAUUGUAUCUCAGAAACCUCAAGGUCAUGUUGUGCAUCAGACAGUUCAAAGUGUGAAAAAGAUUCCUGAAAAUAGAUUAAAGCCUGCACCUAUGGUCCGAAGACAGAGCACAGAGACUGCUAAUGAAGACACAAGACCUAUUAACAGAGCCCCGGCAACUCAGGGUAAGAUCACCCAGAGUUCCUUCUCUCGGUUUGGAAUGAAAACUUUCACAGUCAUUCCUCCCAAGCCAGCUGUGUCCCAGACUACCAAGCCUGCAGGCUCUCUAGUCAUAGGUGCCAUUAAGAUUGAUGAACAAGGCAACAUGGUUACAAAAAGAAUGAUUACCACGGCCCCAGAAAAACACUGCAGCCCUGAAGGGGCCACUUGUGCAACAGAAUCCUCACUGGGCAAAGCCAAAGCUUUCUGGAGCUCUGCAGAGAAGCAAGACCAGUCAUCUACAACCAGCCGAGGACCUGUGGUGAAGAAUAAAGAUGCUGAUGUGGUCAAACCCUCACUUGUAUCUGGAGUCUCUAAACUUUCAGAGAAAUCACUUCCUGAGGAAGCACUCAAAGAGAUGAAUGUAUUAGAAAAGAACUCCAUAUCAGUAGUGGCAUGUAAGCCAUUGAUUCCAGAGCCUGUAGAGAAUUCCUAUUUCACAGCUGAAAAGCGUGAUCUCUCUUUUCUUAAACCCUCCAGAAGAACAUCUAGCCAAUACGUAGCUUCGGCCAUUGCUAAAAACAAUGGAUUGCUCAGCACUAAAAUAGAUAGCAUUCCGGAGCGAACGGAGUCUAAUGUUGGUGUUCAAAAACAACUUGUCUAUCAACGUUUUAAUAAUGAGAUUAGACCUACAAACACACUUCCAGUGAGGUUGCAUAAGUCUGCUACUGCUUUCAAACCAACAGAAAGUUCAGUGCCGCCUUUUGCUGGCUCUAAACACUCGCAAAGUUACCUCAGUCAUGUAGCGGAAAAGCCAACAGGUUCUGAACAGAUUAGUAGUGUUGAUAAAGGCACUCUUCAUGGGAGAGACGGAACCAAAUCUAUGGACUCACAAUCCAUAAAUAACAAAGUCCAGCCUUCAAUAUAUAUUUCCACUCAUAUUAUACCCUUGAAAUCCUCAUCAGAAGAAGACUCAUCAAUCAAUAAGUUCCCAGACACAUCCUCACUUCGACAGAUGCUAACAGACACCACACGUCCACCACUUACAAAGAAGCCAGAGUUAAACGAAUCCGAUAUUCCAUCUGAACCAAACCAGGGUAACACGUUUGGACCAGUUAAGAAGUUCAAGCCUGUUGUUUUUAAACCUGUCCAGAAGGAAACUUCUCUCCAUAGCUCGCUAAUGGAGGCCAUUCAGUCUGGGGAGGGAAUUGAAAGUCUCAAAAAGGUAUCUGAUUCUUCUAGCAGUUACAUUGCUAAAAAUCCAUCUUUCAUUGAUGUAGAGAGUGAGUAUUCUGCACUUCUAUCUGCGAUAAGAGCUCCAAGAAACUCCACCAGACUGAAGAAGACCAAAUCAGGAGCAGCUAAGGAGCUGGAGCAGAUCAGGAAAGCUGAGGAGGACAGAAAUGUCCAGAUAGAUAUUAUCUCACCUCCUACCACCCCUCCUCCUGCUUUUGCGGCACCCCAACCUCCAGCCUUUAGUGUUCCCCCACCUCCACCUCCUGCUCCAUCCAAGCCACUUCUAGUGCUGCCCGCUGUGGGGAACCCAGAGGUGGCCCGAGAGGCUCUUCUGGAGGCUAUCCGCUCAGGCUCUGGAGCCCAACGACUGAGGAAGGUACCUGUCACACACACAAGGCGUCAAGUGAAUGGGAGACUUGGCACCAUUCAGGCAACGUUGCCACUUUCUCAUGGACACUAGAAACUUUCACUGGAUCAUUGUUUGGGUUUUCAGCAAACCCAUAGCCAAAUCUGGUGUUUAAGCAUUUAUGCUAAUGCUGUUGCAGAUAAUGCUAACACAGUAAUCAUAGCCUUCUUUAUUUAUAGUGAUAUGCUGCUUCAUGUCUGUGCCAAUACUAAUUUGCUUAGAUUAAUGCAGUUCAAGUCCUGCUACUGACAUGCUAAUGAUGAUGUUGAAUAAUCUAACCCUAUACCCUAACCCUAAUCAACCCUAACCCUAACCUGGUGUUUGAUAUUGGUAUCUCAUACAUCUUAAGUCUGCCUGACCUCUAUAUCUUUAUUAGUAUUAAACCUGUAUACAUUAUGCAGGUAUUUUCUGUUGAAUCACAGUAUAGGUGACUGUAGUUGAAUCCACCUGCCAAUCACAAUGGUCUUUGGCAAUAUUCUUGUUGAUUUUUCUUUUUUUAAACAAACACUAGGUUGAAAAGUGGGAAAUAAGUUAAACCGACAGAUUUUUAUUUAAUUGUUAUAUUGAAAGGUGUUUCUUUAAAAAAAAAAAAAAAUUUUCACAACAUUUUCAAAAUGAUCAAUAGAUAGAAUUUAUUUCCAUUAGAAAAGGUAGAAUAAAUAGCAGACUAUGGACCGUUAUUGACAAUGUGAAUUGUUUUUGAAGCAGUGUUGAUACACAUGCUGCAUGUUUGACCAAUACUAAUGCAUCUUCAAAAUCAUUCUUUAAAGCAAAUAAAAAUAAAAAUAAAUGUUGUUGCCUUAUAGUUAAUGACAUGGUUAGACAUAAUUACAAUGUAGUCAGUACCUUCUUACCAAGCUGCUGAACAACUGUAAUCUAGAGCUGUCAUGGUGCUUCACCUUUAAUUUAUACCAUUGGGGAAAUGAUACACUACUAGACUUUAGAGUAAAUUGUUUAAUAUAUUUACACAAGUUGCAAAUCGUUUUUGUUGUUGUCAUUUAGUACUAAAGACUAGAUGACAGACCUGUAUGGUUAUAAUCUUAUUGAAUCAAUGACUUGUGUAUACAAAAGUUGUAUAAUUUGUAAAAAUAUGUUUGACACUAAUAUAUAGUUUCAGAUUUGACAUUACAGCGUUAGUGUAAUGAAAAAGAUUUUCAGAUUUUUCAAUAAUGCAUUUGUAAUGUAACAUUUUUGCUUUUAUUUUUAUUUUUUUAUUGCUGCACAAACUGAAACAAAAAAAUAAAUAAAAAAUAAAUCAAUAAACUACUUUUACUUGUAA